Molecule: messenger RNA, 1662 nt
Organism: Ochotona curzoniae (black-lipped pika)
Lineage: Eukaryota; Metazoa; Chordata; Mammalia; Lagomorpha; Ochotonidae
Product: liver carboxylesterase 1-like
Exons: 14
Coding region: 1-1662 (553 amino acids)
Biological process (GO): lipid catabolic process
Cellular component (GO): lipid droplet; endoplasmic reticulum
Molecular function (GO): carboxylic ester hydrolase activity
Source: RefSeq, a predicted model, not a curated record
AUGUGGUUCUGUGCUGUGAUCUUGGCUUCUCUUGCUGCCUCCACAGUUUGGGGGCAGACAACUGCACCACCUGUGGUGAACACCAGGCAGGGCAAAGUCCUGGGGAAGUUUGUCAGUGUAGAAGGAGUGGCACAGCCUGUGGCUGUCUUCCUCGGAAUCCCCUUUGCCAAGCCCCCACUGGGAUCCCUGAGGUUUGCACCACCAGAGCCUGCAGAACCAUGGAGCUACGUGAAGAACACCACCUCCUACCCACCCAUGUGUUCCCAAAUCACAACAGAGGAUUCACUGAAUCCAGAUUUAAAUCCCAAUAGGGAAAAUGUUACUCUUAAAAUGUCUGAAGACUGCCUUUACCUAAAUGUCUAUACUCCAAGCAACUUGGUGAAGAAAAGCAGAUUGCCAGUGAUGGUGUGGAUCCAUGGAGGUGGUUUAGUGACUGGUGCAGCAUCAUUGUUCAAUGGACUGACCCUGUCCGCCCAUGAGAAUGUGGUGGUGGUGACCAUUCAGUACCGCCUGAGCAUCUGGGGAUUCUUCAGCACAGGAGAUGAACACAGCCGAGGCAACUGGGGUCACUGGGACCAGGUGGCUGCAUUGCGCUGGGUCCGGAACAACAUUGCCAACUUUGGAGGGAACCCAGGCUCUGUGACCAUCUUUGGAGAGUCAGCAGGAAGUCGAAGUGUGUCUUUUCUUGUUUUAUCACCGCUGACCAAGAACCUCUUCCGUCGAGCUAUUUCAGAGAGUGGUGUCGCCCUCACCUCUGGCCUUUUCAGUAGGAACCCAAAGCCCUUGGCUGAGAAAAUUGCUGUCACAGCUGGGUGUUCUACCACCACCUCAGCUGUCAUGGUUCACUGCCUGCGCCAGAAGACAGAGGAGGAACUCCUGGAAGUAGCACGAGAAAUGAAAUUUUACACUCUCAAUUUUGAUGAUGAAGACCCCACAAAGAGCUACCGCUUCAUGACCACAGUAAUUGAUGGAGUGCUACUGCCAAAAGCACCUGAAGAGAUUCUGGCAGAAAAGAAAUACAACAGAGUCCCCUACAUUGUGGGAAUUAACAAGCAGGAGUUUGGCUGGAGCCUUCCAAAGACACUGGGCUUUCAAUUCUCUGAAGGAGGCCUGGACCAAGAGACAGCCACAGAACUCUUAUGGAAAUCCUACCCGCUUGUUAACAUCUCUAAAGAACUGAUUCCAGUGGCCAUUGAAAAAUACUUGGGAGGAACAGAUGAUCCUGUGCAAAAAAAGGACUUGUUCUUGGACUUAAUUGGAGAUGUGUUUUUUUGUUUUCCAUCUGUGACUGUGGCUCGUUAUCAUAGAGAUGCUGGAGCCUCCACCUACAUGUAUGAGUUUGCAUAUAGUCCAAGCAUCUUAUCAGAGACAAGACCUUUGACGGUGAUAGGAGACCAUGGGGACGAAGUCUUCUCUGUCUUUGGGAUCCCACUUUUCACAGAGGGUGUGUCAGAAGAGGAACUCCAACUGAGCAAGAGGAUGAUGAAAUUCUGGGCCAACUUUGCUCGAAAUGGGAACCCCAAUGGGAAGGGGCUUCCUCAGUGGCCAAAGUACGACCGCCAGGAAGGAUACCUGCAGUUCGGAGCCUCCACCCAGGCAGGCCAGAAGCUGAAAGACGAGGAAGUGGCUUUCUGGACUGAGCUCCUUGCUAGAAGGCCGUGA